Aedes aegypti (yellow fever mosquito) is the source of this 1719-nucleotide messenger RNA. RefSeq names its product odorant receptor 85c (gene Or8). The record is from RefSeq and is a predicted model, not a curated record. The transcript is spliced from 5 exons. The coding region runs from base 1 to 1380 and encodes 459 amino acids. Gene Ontology annotation, biological process: sensory perception of smell; detection of chemical stimulus involved in sensory perception of smell. NCBI's taxonomy places the organism in Eukaryota, Metazoa, Arthropoda, Insecta, Diptera, Culicidae. Gene Ontology annotation, cellular component: plasma membrane. Gene Ontology annotation, molecular function: olfactory receptor activity; odorant binding.
AUGAAAAAGGAAGAAAUUUUUAAGGAAAUCCAUCAGGAGCUAUCCAUUGACCUAAAAAAUUUACAACGUUUUACAAUUUUUCUUCUUCUAACCAUUUCGCGAAAUGCUCUCAUGGGAGGUAAGUUCUCAAUAAAUUUGCGAAUUGUUCAACCCACUCGGCUUAUUCUUGAUCCAUCCCUUCUCUUAGCUUUCAAACGCCGACAAAUGAACGACCUGGUGAAGUUCGAGUCCUUCAUUCGGGUGCCGGAGAUAUUCUUCGACAUGAUCGGAAUCACACGCUACGGGGAAGCUCGAGAUACCUGGAAGGCUCGACUCAAGCAGGCGUUCUUCUGGAGUUCAUACGCCAACACAAUUUUCUGUCUGAUCAUUGAGCAUAUCUACUUCAUCAAAGCGGCGGGGAACUUCACGAACUUUUUGGAAUUGACGGCCUUGGCACCGUGCAUCGGAUUCACGGCGCUGUCGAUAGUCAAAAUUAUGACGAUCAAGUUGAACGAAGCCAAGUUGAACGGAAUUCUCGAUCGGCUUAGUGACUUAUUCCCGAGGAGUCACCUCGAUCAGGAUCGAUAUCGAACGUACAACUAUAAUCUCGAGUCGCAAAUGGUGAUGAAGUCAUUCUCGAUUCUCUACAUGAUCUUGAUUUGGAUCUUCAAUCUGCUUCCGUUGGUAUCGAUGUUGGUGAACUACAUUUCGACUGGAAUACUGGAAAAGGAGCUUCCCUACUUCAUGUGGUAUUGGUAUGAUUGGCACAAGGCAGGUUACUACGAGAUAACGUUCUUCCACCAGAACUGGGGAGCCUUCGAUUCAGCUGUGUUCAACCUCAGCACGGAUUUACUCUUUUGUGCAAUCAUUCUUCUGAUUUGUUUGCAAUUUGACAUAUUGGCGUACAGAUUGCGACAUGCUAAAGGUGAUUAUAAGGAGUUGGAACAAUGUGUAAAACUGCAUCAGUCAGUCGUUGAGUUGAGCAACCAGCUGGAAGGAAUAUUCUCACCUUCCAUUUUGGUCAACUUUGUCGGAAGCUCGGUAAUAAUCUGUCUGGUGGGAUUCCAAGCUACGUCCAAUAUCAGUGCAUUCGAUUUGUUCAAAUUCAUUCUCUUUCUGAUUUCAUCGUUAGUUCAAGUUUUUCUAUUGUGCUACUACGGAAACAAAUUGAUUGAAGCGAGUUCACAAAUAGGGUACUGUGCCUUCGAAGGUACAUGGUACAUGGCAGACUUGCGCUACCAAAAGUCGCUUCUUUUCGUGAUGACUCGAGCUGGCCAGUGGCAAAAGCUGACGGCGAUGAAAUUCUCCGUAGUUUCGUUGGCAAGCUAUUCGGCGAUCUUAAGUACGUCGUUUUCAUACUUCACCUUGCUGAAGACCAUCUAUGAACCAAGUCAGAAGUGAAUGGACGUAAAUUUGAAAAAAAUGAAACAAAAUGAUUUUAAGGUAUAGUUGAAAUCAACUUCUGAAAUAAAUAUAUUCAAAUAUAGAUUCAUACUGCUAAAAUCUGGCAGUUUGACGUAAGCACCAUUUCAAUUCUUGGCACUUUUGGAAUAUCAAACAAAAGCUAUUGACUAUUUGUGAGAAUUUAUCCUCCAGAAUGAAUAAUGAGCAUUAGUUCUUGAAACCCUAUGUUACAGAAACCCAUUAUAAUACAGGAAAUUUAAGAGAAUUCUUUUUGUAAACGUAGACACCUGAAAUUUACUAAUAAAACAAUGGAAAAGCCUGGUAAUAUCAAUUAGA